Molecule: messenger RNA, 2626 nt
Organism: Diceros bicornis minor
Lineage: Eukaryota; Metazoa; Chordata; Mammalia; Perissodactyla; Rhinocerotidae
Product: mitochondrial ornithine transporter 1-like
Exons: 6
Coding region: 1401-2168 (255 amino acids)
Biological process (GO): mitochondrial L-ornithine transmembrane transport
Molecular function (GO): L-ornithine transmembrane transporter activity
Source: RefSeq, a predicted model, not a curated record
CUUGCCUCCCCCGAGCCGUACGUCUUCUUCAAGCCAAAACUACGCAUCAUUUGAAUCAAUUGCCCGCACCCUCUGAGUUAAUCUGUUAGUUCCCAUCACUGUUUACUAUCCUAACAAUUCUACAAGUAGUUAUUUGUAGGAUUUGGUGUGUUCAAGUCUGGCUUACCUAAAGCGUUGAAUUCACCUUGAUAACAUAUGCCUUUCUUUCCUUCUAAGAAAGAAAUGCCCACAACAAAAGGAAUGAACACACCAAAAGGCCACACUGGAUGUGACCUGCCUGUGUGACUUCUCUCCCCACUCGCCCCCAUUUUCCUCUGAAAUGCAGGAUUCAGUGUUUUUUUGUUUUUUCUUUUUGCCAGGUUGGAAUAUUCUGGAAUGAAGUAUUGGUUAGUAAGCACAGACCCAAAAGGUGAGACUUAAGUUGAAUCCUCUCUCUACCCGUGGCUAGUCGUAUGACCUUGGACAGGCCCUUGUCUUCCUGUGUUCUCCGUUUUCCAUCUGGAAAAGGAGGAGAGUGGAUUAGACUCUGAUGUCCUUCUCUAGAUGCCCGAUGGCCACCACCUUAUCAACCUUGGUAAUUGGUCCUGCCUCUCCAGGCCCAUCAAUAACAUAAAAUCGGUGUCUUGUAUGUUUCAGUUGCUUUAUUAAGUACUGUGUUUUUCUUGUUGCUGGUUUUAAAAGUUUUUGUAAAGAAAGGAAGAUUUUUGGUGUCUGGUCAUUGGCAGCAUGCUUCAAGUGGUUAAAAAACUUGUUGGCUAAGAUUGUUUUCUGCUGGCGUUGAGGAUGAUGUUGGCGUUUGUCAAUGACCCGGCAGCCCCCCCCACCCCCCCCCUGAGAGGUGGCCUGACUGGGAUCACACAGGUCUUCAGUGCGAGGAAUAAAAAUUCCUUGUUAUUCACGGAUAAGUCACUUACAUCGUUUGAACACCAUACGGAAUUGUCGCUGAAUUGGUUAUUUGAAUAUUCUAUGUUAAGGAGCCAACUUUCCUUUUUCUAGUCGAUGUUUAUUAAGUCCAUGCUCAGCAAUAACUGAUUUUUGUCUAAAAGUAGAGUAGUAGACUCUAGUUUUCCCAAACUUCCUAGGUUUCAGCCCAAACCUCCUGAAUCAAGGUUUCCAGGAGGGAGGCCUGGUUAUCCGAAUCUUGAACAAGUGCCCCAGGUGGUUCUUAUCCAGCAAAUUUGGGACACGGUGGACCAGGUGUUGCUCUUCAGAGUGGUUGGUGGCCAGGCCUUAUCCGCCUCAUCUGCGAGGGAGCGGUCAAGACGGGCAGCGUUUCUGGCCCCAGCUGAGGCCUGUCGCCUCGGAAUGUGCGUUUUAACGAGGUCCCCGGGGAUAUGAGGCGCCUGUCCUAAGCUCCAGAGAGCUGCCUUCCACGGAGCCCAGCAGAGGAGCAGACGAACAUGAAGUCCAAUCCUGCCAUCCAGGCUGCCAUUGACCUCACGGCAGGGGCCGCAGGGGGCACAGCCUGCGUCCUGACUGGGCAGCCCUUCGACACCAUGAAAGUGAAGAUGCAGACGUUCCCUGGCCUGUACAGGGGCCUGACCGACUGCUGCCUGAAGACCUACUCCCAGGUGGGCUUCCGGGGCUUCUACAGGGGGACCAGCCCGGCGCUGAUCGCCAACGUCGCCGAGAACUCGGUCCUCUUCAUGUGCUACGGCUUCUGCCAGCAGGUGGUGCGGAAAGUGGUUGGAUUGGACAAGCAGGCAAGGCUGAGUACAGUGUGGUCUGUUGUGAAGAGCAUCCUUAGAAAGGAUGGCCCCUUGGGCUUCUACCAUGGACUCUCGAGCACUUUACUUCGAGAAGUCCCCGGCUAUUUCUUCGUCUUCGGCGGCUAUGAACUGAGCCGAUCGUUUUUUGCAUCCGGGAGAUCAAAAGAUGACCUAGGCCCUGUCUCUUUGAUGGUAAGUGGCGGCAUUGGUGGCAUCUGCCUCUGGCUUGCUGUAUACCCAGUGGAUUGUGUAAAAUCCAGAAUUCAAGUUCUUUCCAUGUCUGGGAAACAGGCAGGAUUUCUCAGAACCUUUAUAAGUGUUGUGAGAAGUGAAGGAAUAACAGCCUUAUAUUCUGGCCUGAAACCUACCAUAAUCCGAGCGUUCCCUGCCAGUGGGGCACUGUUUUUGGCCUACGAACACAGCAGGAGGUUAAUGAUGAGCCAGUUGGAAGCUCACUGAAGUGUUCUGGUGAACCUGGAUCUGAGUGCAGGCAUUUGAGGACUACGUUCAUCUCAGGGUUUCCUGAAGCACAGGACCAGUGUGGAAAUACUUUGAUUUUGUGGGAAUUUUGUUUUGUCUUCCCUUCUUCUGCUUUAAAUCCUAAGCUUUAUGGAAGGAGCCCUAUUUUACAUCAUACGUUUCUGCUCAUAAUGGUACUGAAAUAGGAAAGUUACUGCUCUUCUCCUUGGUGGGACACGGGGUGAGCUGCUGGCCCUCUGUGCCUAAUCUGAAAGGCUGGAUAUAGUUGUACGAGGGCUUUUGCACGACCGUGUGUGUGUACACGCAGCCUGGACGGUUAUGAGUUGUGAGUGAAGCACAACUUGGUUCCCUGUUUAACCUCAAAUCUCACCAGAAAAACCCAGAGGUGUAACUGUGUUUCACAAAGAUGGUUAUAAGUGAUGGCUUAACCCACUCUC